AUGAGUGUGCAGCAGACAGCAAGAGCCGCGGCGGAAUCGCAUAAGGCUCGUGACUGGGCCACAUCACUCAUCAAUAGAUUUGAAGAACAGCUGCCAUACAAAGCUGGAUUGAAACCAGUACACACGCGACUGAACGCUGAAGAUCUUAAGCUCAAUCUGGUGCAAAUAUCACGGCACCGCUUUUCGGAAGUGGUGCUGAAGUUGGUCGAAUUUUUAAAACGUACUCGUGACGGCUCGACUGACUCGAGCGGCAGAGUAGUGUUUCAACAGCGACAGUACUACGAGUCAGCAAUAAUGCUACUUGAAGCAAUGUGGCGUUGUCUCGACCAGCAUGAGCCCGAGAACAUUAGUAGGCACGACAUAACUGUCGUCAAGGACAAACUACUGCCUGAAAUCUGCCAGAUUCUUCGAAUUACAACUGAUUACCCCCCGAAUAUGGAAGUGAGAAACCUAGCGAAAAAGGUCACUUAUUCUCUAAGUUCAAGUUUUUUCGCCUCUAUUUAUGGUCGCAUCAGCAGUCGACUCACCGAUCUGUGCAAAGAUGACAAUCAGGAAUAUACUGACAUUGAACUUGUUCAAUACCUCAAUUUAAAAGUUGAUUUUCUCAUCAAGUUUUUAAAAAUCACGAUCGAUAAAGUACAGCUAAUUGAUAAGACCCAAAAAGACGUGUUUUUGAAGAGGUCGGCGCUUUCAGUUUGGCUCAGCUGUCUUGAAAAGGCGAUUAACAACUGGAUGGAGAUGUACCCCCAAGAACUUGCGCAAAUUCAGAAGAUACCUAACGAUGAGCUUGACGUCACGUGUAGCCAACUUUUUGACAUCAUUGAGCCUUGGACGAAUCAGAAGAAAGGCCAGACAUUAACCGAGUCCCAGUGCCGAACUCAUCCCGCUCUUGAGCGUAAGUGGAACUUCUUCAGCCGGUUGUUGUGCGAUCUCGGUGAUUCAAGCCGGAUCUACACCAUAGCAGGUAUAAAGCUAUGCAAGGCUAUUACGUACAUCGAGCCAGGACACCACUCCGCUUUCCACAAGCAGGUUGAGAACAAGCAGCAACUCAUCUCGGGUCAGCUUUUUGGGCCUGAAGCGCGCAGCUUUUUCUCCUCCAAGAGCCCGAGCAUCCUUGAUCUUGACAUCAUGACUGACUGCUACCUUAUCUGUAUGCGGCUCAAAGCCAACGUUGAUGGGAUUUUCCAUACUUGCAUGAGCGAGCGCUCACCUGUCAUCUACCAAUUCGUUCUUGUCAGCUCGUUAUACAAAAUGGUAAGCAAACCUCAACUGUCCUGGUGGCCAAAGAUUAACUCUGUUUAUUUGAGGAGCUAUCAGCUGCGUAAUUUAUUUUCUAAUAUAGUAAGGAAACUUGGCUACACUCUCUUUCCAAUGAAAGUUGGUUCAGGUACAAAGAGCAAAGGAAAAGAUCGCAGUGAGGAGAUGUCGAUCUAUAACAACAUAAUGGUACACUUGGUACGACUGAUUCGGGAAGAGCCAAUGCUUGUGUUAUACAACGACGGUAACGAAAAAUGCAAGUCAACAAUGAGUUUGUUUAAGAGUUUGACUGCAGUCGCUUUGACCUCACCUGCUAUUGAUGUAUCGCGUGAAGCUCAACAGGCCCUUCUCGUGCUUCACAAACUCGAUAAAAUACGGGAAUGGUAUCCGGAGGAUUCGAUUAACAUGUUUUGGGACGUGAGCUACGAAAUUCUCAUGGCAGUAUCAAGAAACUUAGCUGUUCGCAGGACUGGUCGAGACAGAGACUUACUUAAAUGGCUUCGCAACCUGUUUAGCUGUCGUAAUGUCUUUAUGGCAAAACAUACGAAUUACUGCAGUGUACGUCUCCAAAAAGAGCCGAAAAGGUUAAUCGAAAUGACUACCAAAAUCGAGGUUUCAUUGUUUAUACAGUUGUGGAACAUUGAUAUGGAGUCUGUGCUAAUGGCGAUAUCAUGUUUCCUGAUGCUCUGCGAGGAGGCUGAAAUAUGCUGUAGUAGCGACGAAGUCACUACAAUACUGCCCAAUUAUUACUUUUACUUGGAACUGUCAAAAACUUUAACAUUAUUUACCACUGGCCAGAAGGACUUACAGGACCGAAUAUUGUCUUUGCUUGGAAAAAUAGAGCACUGUAGCUCUUGUUUACAACAAGCUUGGGAACAGACAUUUAAAUACUGGCUAGAAGCCAUAGAUAAAAUUGGAGAGGAUGGACAGACCGAAAUGACGCGCAGUGCAGCAAAGCGACGCACCUCUCAGCAAAGCUUAGAAAAUGAGGUCGAAGACCGUAUCAAUGAGUGGGCCCAUAUGACAGGCUUUUUGUGUGCCCUUGGUGGCAUUUACCUCUUAAAAAGCAGUCUUCAUACGCAACAGUACCAGUAUGUCAAAGAAUUUAUAUCCAAAUUGCUACAGCAGCUUAUGAACACUGAGAAGAGCAACGAGCAGAUAAACAGGCACAUACCUGAAUUCAUAGAAUUCCAAAUGAGUUUCUCUCUUUAUCCAGUUCUCUUCAAAUCGAUCCAAACGUACGUCAGUAAGUUCUUUGACGAUCAGAAUCAAGUUCAGUUGUCGGAUGCCAAUACGCAGUUUAUCGAACACGCAAUCUUUAUUAUGAAAUGUAUCCUUGACAAAAGCGAACAGCAAUCCGAGUGCCAGGACAUUAUUAAUAUUGAAAUCACGACGCUCCUGACGGUACGCUACGUGCGAUACAUCGAAACUUCGCAGGGCAUUAUCAUCAAGAUAAAGCUGUGCCAAUUUGUGGAAGUAAUGAUCAAGCGCCGCGAUUAUCUGAGGUUUAGGCAGGAGAUUAAGUUUCGAAAUAAACUGAUUGAGUACCUAUCUGAAUGGGUUAUGGGCACGAAAAAUAUAUUAAUGCCUCCUCCCACAACAUUUUCUCUUACAUCUGACUUUAGAAAACUUGACAUGGCAUGCAUGCGAACGAUAAGCUUAUUGCUCUACAAUUUACCGCUACACCUGGAAGACUCAGAUGGUGGUGACAUGGUCCAAGCAAAAACACAUUUCUACUUGAAGUAUUUUACGCUCUUCAUGAAUCUGUUAACUGACUGCAACGAAGCGCUGUCUGAGCAAAAAGAACAACUGACUAAACAGCACUUCGAGGCCGCUGACGAACUCAACACUUUAAGGGACUAUACCAUACAGGCCAUGAGCAAUUUAUUAAGCGCGAACAUCGACUGUGGUCUCUUGAAUUCAAUUGAUUUUGGCUACGCUCGUGAGUUGGAGACGCGUGCGGCCUUCCUGGAGGUGUUGACUAAGAUCUUGCAGCAGGGCACUGAGUUUGACAUGUUGGCCGAGACGUCACGAGCAGAGCUGCACAAGCAGAUUGUUCAGUUGGUGACGAUGAUCAGUGACAAGGGAGAGUUGCCGAUCGCCAUGUCACUAGCCACCGUCGUCCGGGCCGACGAGAUGGACGAGCUCGCCCGCGUUCUCGUUAAUGUCUUUGAGUCAAAGCACCUUCUUUCCUCGCUGCUCUGGAAUAUCUUCCACCGCGAGGUCUCCAGCUGUGAGAAUGUACAGACGCUCUUUCGUGGCAACAGUCUUGGCACCAAAAUCAUGUCCCUUUGUUGCCAGUUGUUUGGUGCAGAGUAUCUGCAAAAGCUCCUUAAUCCUUUAAUAGCGCCAAUGCUCGAGGACAAGUUAACGAGCUACGAGGUCGAUCCGGCCAAGCUUGAGUCCGGUUCUGAUAUCGAGCGCAAUCGCAGCAAUCUCAUCAAGCUUACAAAUGAGGUCUUUGACAAGAUCGUCAGCUCUGUAGACAGCUUUCCACCAAAUCUUCGAAUGAUGUGUCACUGCUUGUAUCAAGUGUUGUGUAAGAACUAUCCUUCUGCACCUCAGAAUACAGGUACCGUUGGUACAAUACUGUUUUUGCGGUUCAUAAACCCGGCAAUUGUCUCGCCCCAGAAAUUUGGCAUUGUCAAAGUGGAUGAGUUGCCGCACAACGUACAGCGUGGCCUCAUGUUCAUGUCAAAAAUCCUACAGAACAUUGCGAACCGUAUCGACUUUAACAAAGAACAACACAUGGUGUACUUCAAUAAUAUGCUCCGAAAGCACCAGGACAAAGCCCACUACUUUUUUAUACAAAUAUCCAAGGACGUCGAGACCAACACGCAGGCAGACGAGUCCGAAACAUACGUCACUGAGCCUAACCACGCAGCUCUCCACAGACUACUGUACACACACCAGGAGGGCAUUAAUAAUUAUUUAAGUAGUAGUCGCAAUUACGGCAAGGAUGUUGGCAGGAGGCCUUUUGACAAACUUGCCAUUCUACUAGCGCAUCUUGGCGAACCACAGCCUAAAUCGGCUGAUUUAGAUUUACUUUUUCCAAACAACACGGCAUGGAUUAAAAGUGAAAAAUUUUUUAAAAACAUUGAAGAAGCUGUAAAAAAACUUGACCCACGCGAAAUGGAGCAAUAUAAAAGCCUUAAGCAAAUAAAUAUUUUUUACGAAAGUGGAAUCAGCAAAAAAAAGUACCCAGUUUUUUACUAUAUUGCCCGGAGAUAUAAAGCCGUUGAUAUGAACAUCAAUCUACUCUACUUGCAUGUGAUGAUAACCCUACAGUCAUGUUGGGACUUGCCAUUUGAGCUAGUAGUGGAUCUCACUCACGUCAGCCCUCAGAACCGCUUUCGUUUCGAAUACAUGGAAAAGUGGCUGAAAAUAGACGUAGGUCUCAAACGCAACCUCGUGGGUGUGUACUUCUACAACUGUAACAGCUUUGCUCGUGACUUUAUAAAGUUUCAUGGUCUCGGCAAGAAUCUCGGAGACAAAGUGCACUUUGUUAACGAUACCAAAAAAUUCGAGGAGUUUAUUGAAAAAGAUCAGCAACGACUGCCUGGUGCUACUGUAACUCUCAACAAUGAUCUCACGAUUUUCACGAAUGCUUUGAAACUCGCGAAUCGAGAUACAAAGGUGACGAUCAAGGUUGGACCUAGUACCGUACAAGUCACCGAGAAGACGAAGAUCUUGGGCCAAUUGGUGUACGUCAAUGACGUGUAUUACGUCUCUGAAAUCGAUAGAGUCAUGGUCGUUGAUGACAAUCAGUUUACGCUUACAAAGAGCGACGAGUCGCUAAAUUUUAUACACAAUGAAUGUGAAUCCAUUAUUCAGGCGGUUAUGCACAUCCGUAACAGGUGGGAGCUUUCGCAGCCCGAAGCAGUGCGAGUGCACCCGAAAAUCCGACCAAAAGACGUACCAGGCACCCUGCUUAACAUGGCCCUUUUAAAUCUGGGCAGCUCGAACCCGAUCGUUCGCUCAGCGGCUUACAACCUAUUAUGUGCUCUUACUACCACUUUCAAUCUAAAAAUAAAUCAGCAGCUGCAUAUCACAUCGGGUCUUUGUAUACCCUCAAACAAUACAGUCUUUAUCAAACGAGUGAGCGAGAUUCUCGCUGCCAAAGACUCGCACCUCACCCUCCAGUUCCUGGAGGAGUGCAUCCAGGGCUUCCGUGUCUCCUGUACUGAACUGAAACACCUCUGCCUUGAGUACAUGACACCCUGGUUAAAUAACCUCGCUCGUUUGUACAAGCCCAGUGAAGAGUCGGGAGGACGUCAAAAGCAAGUUAAUUUGAUACUAGAGAAGCUCAUCACUUUGACCAUUGAAGAGGUCGACAUAUUACCCAGCAUAGAGACAAAGAUCUGGAGCACUAUUGGCAAGCUCACGGAGCUGAUCGAUCCAGUGCUCAAGAACUUGAUCCAAAGAAGUUUGCGUUACGGCAUCAACUCGCCUAUGGUUGAGGUGAUGGCUAACACAACAGUAGCCUUAGCAUCAAGCAACGUCGAGCACGUGUCUGACCGAGCGAUAAAACUUCUCGAGAAAGUCAUCAAAAGCACCGCGACGACCCCAACGACGCAGCUUGAGCAAAAUGCUAAGUGGCCAGAAAUCGCUAUUCAUGUACGCCACCUCGUCAUGCUAUCGUUCAAUAACUGCCUUGAUGUCGGCAAGCAUCUGCCUAAACUCUUUCACAUAGUCACUCUGCUGGUCUGCUCCGGAAGCCUGACCAUGCGAGCUUCGGUCUACGGUCUCGUCAUUAACGUUAUUCACUCGCUUUGCACCUGCUCUUUGCCGUCCUUCUCCGAGGAAACAUAUAAGGUGCUCAAGAUGAGCUUAGACGGGUUUUCGCUGCCCAAGUUUCUUAAGCUAUUUGGAAUUAGUAAUGUCAAGUCUGCGACAGUAAACGCUUUCAGAUCCAACCACCAUAAUGUGCAAGAGUCUUGGUUCAAUAGCGAACGGAUCGAAAUUAGUCAAGACUAUGAUAAGUUUUUGCUGACAAAUCUCGAAAUAGUCACUGAUACCAUGCUCGAAGUCACGGAGGCGUGCAUUCGCGACAUGCAAAGCUUGAGGUGGCUAGACGAAUGGACCGAUCUUGCUAAGAACUUUGCCUUUUCGCACAAUCGGGCGCUCAAACCGCGUGCACUUAUCGUAUUUGGUUGCAUUAGUAAGAUUGCAAAGGACGAAGAUGUCAGGCUGCUACUAAAUGAGUUUGUUAAUGCUCUUGACCGUUUUGAUAUCAUGUUGCUUGAGGCUAUCGUCAUUUGUUUCACUAGACUUGAGCCUAUACUGGACAAGAAAUCAUCCAUGCACCGAUACUUAUUCUGGGUUGCCCUGUCUAUGCUCCAAAUGGAAAAUGCAUCACUUUACUCCUCAGGUUUAGCACUACUUGAGCAAAAUCUGCAAAUAUUGGACUCAUUCGAUCAGUUUCAUAAGGAUCUAAGCCUUGAACAAGUUAUUAUGGAGAUACGCGAGCCUCUUGAAAACCAGUUUAACUGGCUUGAUACCAAGCUUGGCCUUUCCUUCAGAUCGAAUUUUCAUUUCGCAUUGGUCGGCUAUUUGCUCAAGGGUUACUGGCAUCCGAACCCAACAACAGUCACGCGUAAUGCGCGCGUUCUUAACAUGCUAUUACACAUCGUUGCUAAAUCUAGUAACAAGAGGGACCAGUUUAAAGUUACACCCCAGAAUGUGGCAUAUCUUGCUGCUCUGAUACCAGUAUCUGAUGAAGUAAGAAAAAAAUGUCCCCUUCGGCAUUUGCAUAGCGUGAGCAUCGAAGAAUUUGGAAGUAUAGGCAGUUCAAAUAAUCAUGGUCCCCCUCUGAAACUGUUUGUUGUGUUAACUGGGAUGGGGGAAAUAAGGCAUGCUCGUAUGAAAGCGUACUUGGCGGAAGACCUGAGUGAACAAUUGGAUGAGACAGCGUUUUUUCUGGGAGAAAAUCCAAUGAAGCCCGAGAAACAAAUCAAUUUGGAUAAAGAGGUCAUAACUAGGAUUCAAGCUUGGAUAGCAAAUGGCCUACCAAAAGAUGAUAAGUCCGCUUCACUCUCGUCAAUUCCCUUGAAAGGAAACGUUAUCCUCAAACCUCCUCAACUAAACCCGGAAGUUGAAACGGACAUCGGACCAAAUGCCCUCUCGAAGGAUAAUCAACUUCAGAGCAUACCAAAUUUUAGCGAAUUUUACAACCAUGGAAAAGAUAUCAAAGGAUCUACGCUUAAAGCCAAUGAAAAACUUCAACUAGAACCAACCGAGAUUCAAUCAACCUUUACGUCAGUUAAACGGGAGAAUCUCCGCCAUCAGAAGGGAGAAACUAAGUGGCAAAGAGAUAUUACUCUGAAACACAACCCCAAAGAUUGUACAAGAUUAAACAUAAAUAAUGAGAACAACGUGCUGCUCAAUCCGGAAGUGCUCAAGGACUCGCUGACGCAGACUCUCAUCCUCGCAGUCUUGGCGACUCUUGUCAAGCAUUCCACCAGUGAAGACCAGGCGAGAAUCUUGUACGAGUACCUUGCUGAGUCUUCGUUUGUUUUUGAAAACGUUUUUCCGGUCAUUUACAAUUUUUUGGACCAAAAAAUUUCCAACAUUGUGUCGUUAAGUCAUGACCAAAGGACGCUUAACGCUGUGCAGACAAUCAUUCUGAAUGGCAUCGCUUGCGAGGACACCAGCAACACGCAGCUUCACUCCCUGCAACAUUACAAUUUAAGCGGUCUCUGGAGAUUUUCCGGAUCUUACACUAACAGCAACAGUAGCCCCGAGAAUGCCCAGCACUUUUUGGAUCUUUUUAAAGCAAUGAAGCAUCUCAUCUGGAAAAACCAUUCUAGUAAAACCACAUGUAUCUCAGAUUCAACGAGGAUGCAGCAGAGCGAUGCUUCCGAAGCGAGCAACUUUAAUGUGACCUCCGACCAGAAAGAUCUGCUGCUAGAAGAACAACUUGGCAAACCUGAUAACAUGGCGAGCUUAGACAAUGGAAAUUAGCAACUCUAGAAAUUUGUCAAUUGAAUUGGUACUGGCCAAAAUUUCUCGGCCUGUGGCCAUAGUCAACCACCACAAAUUCGACUGAGAUCAUUGGGAAUGUUACCAUCUUGCUCCUGCUGUUACAUGUCUAAUCAACUGAAUCCAGUACCGUCCAAUUUGCAUAAUUAAUGGUGCAUCUGUUACGUUGAAACAUAAAAAAUCGAUUGUAAUUGCACGUAUGCAUUAUACACCUACACUAUUGUUAAAUGCGUAUCAU
Copidosoma floridanum is the source of this 8476-nucleotide messenger RNA. RefSeq names its product neurofibromin 1 (gene Nf1). Lineage: Eukaryota; Metazoa; Arthropoda; Insecta; Hymenoptera; Encyrtidae. Gene Ontology annotation, biological process: regulation of GTPase activity. The record is from RefSeq and is a predicted model, not a curated record.